This is a messenger RNA of Neolamprologus brichardi, 3258 nucleotides long. RefSeq names its product COPI coat complex subunit beta 2 (gene copb2). Gene Ontology annotation, molecular function: protein binding; structural molecule activity. Lineage: Eukaryota; Metazoa; Chordata; Actinopteri; Cichliformes; Cichlidae. Gene Ontology annotation, biological process: retrograde vesicle-mediated transport, Golgi to endoplasmic reticulum; intra-Golgi vesicle-mediated transport; endoplasmic reticulum to Golgi vesicle-mediated transport. The record is from RefSeq and is a predicted model, not a curated record. Gene Ontology annotation, cellular component: COPI vesicle coat.
UCCACGUCAGUGUCCACUAGGCUGUUCACUGAGAAAACGCAACAUUUGGACCCCGAUUGAAAGUGUUCGCAACACAUUUCUCUGAUUUUAUUGUGACAACACGGGGACAAAACAUGCCUCUGAGGCUGGACAUUAAGCGGAGGCUGACAGCCAGGUCAGACCGGGUGAAGAGUGUGGACCUUCACCCAACUGAGCCAUGGAUGCUGGCUAGUCUGUACAACGGCAGCGUCUGUGUUUGGAACCACGAAACUCAGACUCUUGUCAAGACUUUCGAAGUUUGCGACCUGCCUGUCAGAGCUUCUAAAUUUGUGGCAAGGAAGAACUGGGUCAUCACAGGAGCGGAUGACAUGCAGAUCCGUGUGUUCAACUACAACACCUUGGAGCGAGUCCACAUGUUUGAGGCACACUCCGACUACAUUCGUUGCAUUGCUGUCCAUCCAACCCAGCCAUACAUCCUCACCAGCAGCGAUGACAUGUUGAUCAAGCUUUGGGACUGGGAGAAGAAGUGGUCAUGCAGCCAGGUGUUUGAGGGUCACACUCAUUAUGUUAUGCAGAUUGUCAUCAACCCCAAGGACAACAAUCAGUUUGCCAGUGCUUCCUUGGACAGAACAAUUAAGGUGUGGCAGCUUGGCUCUUCAUCUCCCAAUUUCACUUUGGAAGGUCAUGAGAAAGGAGUAAAUUGUAUUGAUUACUACAGUGGGGGAGACAAGCCCUACCUGAUAUCUGGGGCUGAUGAUCGCCAAGUCAAGAUCUGGGACUACCAGAACAAGACCUGUGUUCAAACUCUGGAGGGCCACGCCCAAAAUGUCUCUUGCGUCAGUUUCCACCCAGAGCUGCCCAUCAUCAUUACUGGAUCAGAGGAUGGGACCGUGCGUAUCUGGCACUCGAGCACUUACCGCCUUGAGAGCACACUGAACUAUGGCAUGGAGCGAGUGUGGUGUGUGUCGGGUCUCAGGGGCUCCAACAAUGUGGCGCUAGGCUACGAUGAAGGCAGCAUCAUUAUCAAGGUGGGUCGGGAGGAGCCAGCCAUGUCUAUGGACACCAAUGGCAAAAUCAUUUGGGCCAAACACAGUGAAAUACAGCAGGCCAACCUGAAGGCCAUGGGUGAUGCCGAAAUCAAGGAUGGAGAGAGGCUACCGUUGGCUGUCAAAGACAUGGGCAGCUGUGAGAUUUACCCUCAAACCAUCCAGCACAACCCUAAUGGAAGGUUUGUUGUGGUGUGUGGAGAUGGAGAGUACAUCAUCUACACCGCUAUGGCAUUGAGAAACAAGAGCUUCGGCUCAGCACAGGAGUUUGUGUGGGCACACGAUUCUUCUGAAUAUGCCAUCAGAGAAAGCAGCAGUGUCGUCAAACUCUUUAAAAACUUCAAAGAAAAGAAAUCGUUUAAGCCCGACUUUGGAGCUGAAGGUAUCUAUGGAGGUUUCUUGCUUGGGGUGAGGUCGGUGAACGGCCUGGCAUUUUACGACUGGGAGAACACAGAGUUAAUCCGCCGCAUUGAGAUCCAGCCCAAGCAUAUCUUCUGGUCAGACUCUGGUGAACUGGUCUGCAUUGCCACAGAGGAGUCCUUCUUCAUCCUGCGCUACCUGGCAGAAAAAGUCGCUGCCUCCCAAGAGAACAACGAGGGAGUGACAGAGGAUGGUAUUGAAGAUGCCUUUGAGGUCCAGGGAGAGAUCCAGGAGAUUGUCAAGACUGGGCUCUGGGUUGGAGACUGCUUCAUCUACACCAGCUCUGUAAACAGACUCAACUAUUACGUUGGAGGAGAGAUUGUCACAAUUGCACACUUGGACAGGACCAUGUACCUACUGGGUUACAUACCUAAAGAUGACCGUCUGUAUCUGGGAGACAAGGAGCUCAAUAUCGUCAGCUACUCCCUGCUUGUCUCCGUCCUGGAGUACCAGACUGCUGUGAUGAGGCGGGACUUUGGAAUGGCUGACAAGGUGCUACCCACUAUCCCUAAAGAGCAGAGGACCAGGGUGGCACACUUCCUGGAGAAACAGGGUUUCAAGCAGCAGGCCCUGGCAGUGUCCACAGACCCUGAGCACAGGUUUGAGUUAGCCUUGCAGCUGGGAGAGUUGAAGAUUGCUUACCAGCUGGCUGUAGAAGCAGAGUCAGAGCAGAAGUGGAAGCAGCUAGCAGAGCUGGCUAUCAGUAAGUGCCAGUUUGGCCUGGCCCAAGAGUGCCUGCACCAUGCCCAGGAUUAUGGUGGCCUGCUCCUCCUCGCUACAGCCUCCGGUAAUGCUGUCAUGGUGGGAAAGCUGGCUGAAGGAGCAGAAAGGGACGGCAAAAACAAUGUAGCCUUCAUGACCUACUUCCUUCAGGGAAAACUGGAUCAGUGUUUGGAGCUUCUGAUCAGAACAAACAGACUACCUGAAGCUGCCUUCCUGGCUCGCACUUACCUACCCAGCCAGGUGUCCCGUGUGGUCAAAUUAUGGAGGGAGAAUUUGGCCAAGGUCAACCAGAAGGCGGCUGAAUCCCUAGCAGACCCUACAGAGUAUGAGAAUCUGUUCCCCGGGCUGAAAGAAGCCUUUGCAGCUGAACACUACCUGAGAGAAACCUGCUUGGGCACCACGAGGCCUGCUAAAGACUAUCCACUUGUUACACCCAAUGAAGACAGAAACAUUCUUGAAGAGGCCCAGGGAUACGAGCCCAAAGGAACCUUCCUACCGCCUGUCUCUAAGACACAAGAUGAAGAGGAGGCAGCAGCUCCCAUUGCUGCAGUGACACCUUCACAGCCUGAGCCUGCUCCUCCUGCAGCAGUGGAGAAAGAGGAAGAGGCUGAAAUCUAUGAAUUCUCACAGAAAGAUAAGACUCUGGAUGAGCUCGAGGUGGACCUGGACAACAUGGAGCUGGAUGACAUUGACACCACAGAUGUUAACCUUGAUGAUGACUUUCUCGAUGAUUGAUUGAGACCUGCCAACAGUCUGCUCCCAAGCACUCUAUAGAGCAUAUUUAAAAGAAAAAGAGAGACCAAAUCCCUUUUCCCCACUUUUUUUUUUCUUUUGUAUUUGUCCGUAAAAAUGUUAUAUUGUCAUAUCCGCCUACUGCAGUGUUUGAGUGGCAGAUCAUGAUAUCAGUGAUGUUUUAUCCACAGAAGAAAGGUAGACAGACUCCCUCAUUUUGUAAACCAUUUAUUGUUUGAGAAUUUCAGAAAAACUGUCCACUGGGCUGUAUUUUAUUACUCUUUGCUUUUUGUUUUGCUUUUUUUCUGUUGUGGCAAGUGAACAUUCAUUCAGUCCAAUAAACUGGUUUCUGUACAUA